Messenger RNA from Loa loa (African eye worm), 252 nucleotides. RefSeq lists its product as hypothetical. Lineage: Eukaryota; Metazoa; Nematoda; Chromadorea; Rhabditida; Onchocercidae. The transcript has 2 exons. The record is from RefSeq and is a predicted model, not a curated record. The coding region runs from base 1 to 252 and encodes 83 amino acids.
AUGGACGAUGAUAUCAGUAUAGCAUGCUGUAGUAGUGAGGUACCAUCACUGAAAUUCAUCUCUACACGAUGUAUUGCUCUUGCACUAUUUCAGACUAAUGUUCAUUGGAGAAAGUUGGAUGAAGUGAUUCAAAUUAUUCAAAAUUGGCUUUGUAAAACAAAUUUGCCAGCAUUAAUUAAAAAACAGUUGCAAUCAGGAUUACAUGAUGUUUACCGUGAAAUUGAACGUUGGAGUAAAGCAUUAUUUGUCUAA